This is a messenger RNA of Pseudogymnoascus verrucosus, 2116 nucleotides long. RefSeq lists its product as uncharacterized. Gene Ontology annotation, cellular component: endoplasmic reticulum membrane; endoplasmic reticulum. Gene Ontology annotation, biological process: protein folding. The record is from RefSeq and is a predicted model, not a curated record. The coding region runs from base 176 to 1888 and encodes 570 amino acids. NCBI's taxonomy places the organism in Eukaryota, Fungi, Ascomycota, Leotiomycetes, Thelebolales, Thelebolaceae. Gene Ontology annotation, molecular function: calcium ion binding. The transcript has 3 exons.
CUCUCAAACACCUCCUCUCCUCUCCUUCCAUCUGCCAUUGUGUAUUUCCCCAAACUUACCUCCCCUCUCAAAGACACUUUGAGUUCGGGAAUUCAGAUUUGCACUCCUGCUGCAAUUGUAUUAAACCAUAAUUGCACUUUGAUCCCUUGAUUGACUUGUUAAGUCGUUGUCCAUCAUGCGUUUCAACGCUGCGGCCGUCCUAUCGACAGCUCUCCUCGCGGGAGCUGCCCACGCCCAGGCUGAAGUAAAAGAUACCGAAGCCUCUGCUGCGGUUGACUCCGCCGUUCUUCCUUCCUUCACCCCUACCAAGAUUAAGGGCGACUUCGUCGAGCAGUUCACAGACGACUGGGAGCAGCGAUGGAAGCCAUCCCACGCGAAGAAGGAUAUGAAGGGAUCCGAUGUGGAUGAGGAGUGGGCAUACGUCGGCGAGUGGGCUGUUGAGGAGCCACAUGUGUUCAAGGGCAUGGAUGGCGACAAGGGCCUCGUUGUCAAGAACGCGGCUGCUCACCACGCCAUCUCGGCCAAGUUCCCCAAGCCAAUUGAGAACAAGGGCAAGACUCUUGUUGUUCAGUACGAGGUCAAGCUUCAAAACGGCCUCGAGUGCGGAGGCGCCUACCUGAAGCUCCUCAGAGACAACAAGGCCCUUCACCAGGAGGAGUUCGCCAACUCCUCCCCUUACGUGAUCAUGUUUGGUCCCGACAAGUGCGGCCACACCAACAAGGUCCACUUCAUCGUCAACCACAAGAACCCCAAGACUGGCGAAUAUGAGGAGAAGCACAUGAACUCUCCACCCACCGCCCAGAUCUCCAAGACCACUGAGCUCUACACCCUCAUCGUGCACCCCAACAGCACCUUCGCCAUCCGACAGAACGGCAAGCAGGUCAAGGAGGGCAGCCUCCUGGAGGACUUCACCCCAUCCUUCAACCCUGAGAAGGAGAUCGACGACGCUAAGGAUAGCAAGCCAGACACCUGGGUUGACGAGGCCCGCAUCGCCGACCCCGAGGCCAAGAAGCCCGAGGACUGGAACGAGGAAGCCCCCUUCGAGAUCGUCGACGAGGAGGCUGAGAUGCCCGCCGACUGGCUCGAGACCGAGGCCCAGGUCAUCCCCGACCCAGAGGCCCUCAAGCCCGAGGACUGGGAUGACGAGGAGGACGGAGACUGGAUCGCCCCCAGCAUCCCCAACCCCAAGUGCGAGGAGGCCUCCGGAUGCGGCCCAUGGACUAAGCCCAUGAAGGCCAACCCCGAGUAUAAGGGCAAGUGGGUUGCCCCGCUCAUCGACAACCCCGACUACAAGGGCGUCUGGGCACCAAGGAAGAUCAAGAACCCCAACUACUACGAGGACAAGAAGCCCUCCAACCUCGAGCCCAUGGGAGCCAUCGGCUUCGAGAUCUGGACCAUGCAGAACGACAUCCUCUUCGACAACAUCUACAUCGGCCACUCCAUCGCCGACGCCGAGGCCCUCGCCGCCGAGACCUUCGACGUCAAGCACGCCGCCGAGAAGGCCGCCGAGCUCGCCGCCAAGCCCAAGGCUGAGGACAAGCCCAAGUCUGACCUCGACAUUGAAUUUGGCGACGACCCCGUCAAGUUCGUCAAGCAGAAGUUGGACCUCUUCAUUACCAUCGCUAAGCACGACCCUAUUGAGGCUAUCAAGUACGUCCCUGAGGUCGCUAUCGGCGCUGGUGUUGGCGCCCUUACGCUUCUCGGUGUUUUGGUUGGUCUUCUGACUCUGGGUUCCGCACCGGCGCCGAAGGUCAAGGCGGCUGCUAAGCAAGGGAAGGCGGCUGUGAAGGAGGGAAAGGAGAAGGCUGGUAGUGCUGCUGCUUCGGCGGUGGAUGCCGGGAAGUCGGAGGUUAACAAGAGGACUACGAGGAGCAAUGCCGCGGAGUAGAGGGGAGAUAUGUGUUAGUGUCUGAGGAAAGGAAAAUAUAAAUCUUUUUUGUCGGUUUGGGGGACGGGGGAAAGCGGAAAGCGGAUGGUAAGAGUAUUAUCGAAAGUUUGAUUUAGAGCGGGGAGCACGAACCAGCCAAACAAACAAACAAACCAAAGUUGUAAAGUCAACGGCGCAGAAAGAAAGAAAGAAACACAAAAAUAUUAUAUCCAUUUUUUGCUACUAUCC